Dimorphilus gyrociliatus is the source of this 2030-nucleotide messenger RNA. The record is from the annotation of a GenBank genome assembly. Lineage: Eukaryota; Metazoa; Annelida; Polychaeta; Dinophilidae.
AGACAAAAAGCAGGUAUGGCGUAUCUAACUACCUGACAAGGGGCAAUCGAACAAAACCUGUUUACUGCAGUAUAGAAGUUCUUGCAAUAUUGUUUAUUUAUUAACUUCUAUUACAGAUAUUUGUGUGAACGUUAUGAAGAUAGUUUGGGUGAUAUGUAGCUUAUUCACCUUAAUUUUGGUAAGUAGCUAUACUGAAAUGAUUUAUGGCUAAAUUACAUUAACAAUAGAAUUAUUGAUUUUAAAACAUGCAAAUAAAUUACAGGCGGAUAGGAACAAUAUUACAAUUGAUCUGGACAAUUGUGGAAGAUAUAAGAGUUGUUAUAGACUUCCGUACGGAUGCGAUAAGAACUGCUCGACAAUUGUUACUUGGAAGGAUGACGAUAACGGUUUCAUUGAAUUUGAAAUGUACGAAAACGAAGAGCACUAUAUAGCUAUUGGAUUGUCAAAUGACAAAAAAAUGGUAUAUAUUUACAUUACUUAUUACCUUCUAUUUAUAUAUGUAUAUACUGUAUAUAGUAUCUAUAUAUAUAAAUGCAUAUACUGUAAAAAUUUAAAAAUAUAGUCGAAGAACUUUUUUUCACCCGUGGUAACUGCCACCAGAAAAUAGCUAUUUUAAGAAAGGCUCAAUAAAGAGUCAAGGUUAACUUUAUUUCUUAUAAUAGCAUUCAGCAUUUGGUUUUUAUACGAUUAAUUAUACGUAAAAAAAGUAUGACUUAUGACUAUUUUAAUGUAAAGGGUAGUCUGAAGUUUUUCAUUUAAUAAUUUAAUAGGAAAUGAAGUAUAAUAAACUAAUUGUUUAAUUAUACAUAGCUUAUUUAUGGUAUCACGAUAAAAAGGUAUUUCUAUUCUGGAACUCUCGAAUAAUCGAUUCUUGUAUAAACAAUUCUGUACCUUGUUUUUUUAUGGGGAAAGAUUCUGUCUUGGCUUGCUUGAGAACAGGAGCUGAUGAUAAAAGAAUUCAAAUGUUGUAUACAGCCGACCAUGGAAAAGCACCGAAAAAUAUUGGAACUCCAGAUAUAUUAAAAUACAAUAUUAGAAACGCAAAGACUUGGGUGGUUGAUGGUUCUGUUACUUGUAAAUUUGGUAGAAGGAUUAAUACAAAUUUUACUGAGAUAUAUGACAUUGAUGAAAAAAAAUAUUAUGCGCUCUUUGCCAGAGGAAAAAUCGACAAUAACGAAAUAAAACAACACGAUAAAGAUAAGCGUUAUAUUAUUAAAAAUCGUAAAAUAGAUUUUAUGAAAGUUGUACCAAUAACCGAUGGAAAAGUAAAAACAAGCGGUUAUAUUAAGGCGCAUGGAUGUUUAAUGGCUAUUGCUUGGAUGUUUUUCGCCCCAGUUGGAAUCUUUACGGCAAGAUAUCUUAAAACUUUUUUUAAAGAGGAAAAGAAUCCAGACGAAGCGUGGUCCUUCAUACAUUGGGCGUGUAUGGCAACAACCGUUGUACUUACAGUAAUUGCCUUCGCUUUGAUAUACAUUGAAAAUGGAGGUUACAAAAGCUUGGAUUCGUAUCCUCAUGCCGCCCAUCCUCCUUUAGGAGUAUUUAUAUUUGUUGUAUGCUUAGUAAAUCCUGUUGGUGGUCUUUUCUUAAGCAAUAUGGAUAAGGAUGAUUCGAGACGUGUAUUCAUUCUAUGGAUUCACAGACUGUUUGGUAUUCUUGCCGCAAUUCUCUCUUUGGUCCAAGUAAUGAUUGGAUUAGACCUUCCAAAGGCUAAUUCCGGUAGUUCAACAGUAAAAUGGUGGGUUCUUGUUAUGUUGAUUGUCAAUACGAUUUACGGUAUUAUAUUGGAUUUGGUUAAAUGUGGAGAGGACAAUGAUAAAGAUAAUAAAGAUGGAGAUCAUGGUAUGGAUUCAGUUGUUACAAAACCAGACAGAGCAGACAAACCCGAACGUAAAGACGGUGAACCUGAUGAAAGCACUAGAGAAGGACGUGACGAAAAGAGGUAUAGAACAAGACAAGGAAUCUACGGAGCAAUUAUUGUAUCCGGUAUUGGUCUGACAAUUCGAGUUUUGGUUGCAGUUGGAACAGAUUAA